Molecule: messenger RNA, 2356 nt
Organism: Cynoglossus semilaevis (tongue sole)
Lineage: Eukaryota; Metazoa; Chordata; Actinopteri; Pleuronectiformes; Cynoglossidae
Product: protein SLX4IP
Exons: 5
Coding region: 253-873 (206 amino acids)
Source: RefSeq, a predicted model, not a curated record
UUUCCGAAAUUUAAUGCAAUUAAGAAGAAAUUUACAACAUAUUGGGUGUUAGUAUAGAAUUUUUGUUUUACUUUGAGUACUGACAUUUAAAAGAGUAAUUUGUCCUUCUAUCAGAUCAACGCUGCUUGCGAUUGUUAAGAAAUUAAAACAACCUUUGAUUCGAUUUAUGGCAAAUGUAAUUGAAAAAAACAACAACUAUUAAAUCAUCAAUAAAAGAGAACAGCUGUAGUUACACACAUUUAGGUAAGGUAGAUGUCUCACUAUUUGACAUUAAUGACGGUACAAUUUCCUAGGUUUUCAUCGUUUUCUGUAAUGGCUCCUCACAAAUUUGUCAUUAAGUGUGGGAAUUUUGCUGUGUUGGUGGAUCUCCACGUUCUGCCCCUGGGCGGUCAAGGGGACGCCAGCUGGUUUACUAUGGACCACAUUGAGGAGGUCACAGCUCUGGUUCAAGAUGCUGUGGACCAGAGGGUGAAGCAGUUCACAGAAUUUCUCCACCACAGAAGACACCUGAGACAGAGGAAUGAUCUGCCCCCUGCUUCAGCCUGUUUUAUGAGAGGGAAGACAUUCAACCUCAUUGCCAAUUUCCUGAAGCGGCACUUCAACUUGAGAUGCGUUGUCAAACAGCACUACGGAGACUUGCGUGUGUUUCCUGAGCGAUAUGUAGUGUGUGUGAGCUGUCCAGAGGAUGCCACAGCACACCAUGGAAACCCGAGCGCGGCCGCGGUGAGUGCUGUUUAUGCUCCUCCAUUUCCUCUUCCAUUUGACUGGCAAAAUGUUCUGAAUGGGUUUGAGUGUUAUUAUAGGGGGCUGCAGCCAAACACGUCUCCCCCUGUGUUGGUGCUGAUGGUCUUCCAUGGACUUGACUGGAGCUGAGGUCUAGAGCUGCAAUGUCAACCUCUGCUCCCAGAGUUUGCUUUUUUGCCACAGUUGUUUGGGGGUCAAUCUCACACGUGACACCUUAAUUUGGGAAGACAAGGAAAUAUAGACAAUGUCAUUUUGCAAGAUAAUAAGAUAAUAAUAAGUCUUAGUUUUAGACAUUGUGCCUCAGGAUAUAACAUUUAAUCAUUAUUGCCAUUUUCUUAACAUUUUUUCACUGAAAAUGUAAAUAAUCAGUUAGAUAGAUAGAUGUACUUUAUUGAUCUCAGGUUGAUUACAGUUUAUCCUUGAUGUAAUAUAUGACACACUGAUAAUAUUGUCCAUUUCACAUCAUGUCAGCUAUGGUUCAGGAAGACUGCAAAAACACUUUAUCACUCUGGUCUCCUUACAGUGUUUUGGGGGUUUCAAUCCCAAACUCCCCAGAGCAUUCUGGGAAAUUGUAGUGGAGCCUCUCACCUUGGCACUGACAUCAAGGGCAGACACAGGACUCUCCCAUCACAUCCCAUGAUCACUAACCCACUGUUUUUCUUUGCUGCUUUUGCUAUUGUUUCCCUUUGAAAUGUCUCUGCACUCUCUGCAGUUUGGCUUCCAAUGAAAGCAGCAAUUGUAAUAUUUUUAGUGGAGCAACAUAGUCGUCAGUGAAAAGUUCAGAUUGUGUAACCAAAUUUUCCAGUUCAAGGAGGCAUUGCCGUCGAUUGCGUUCCUCUCCUCAGGAUGUGGUUCUCUGGGCUCAUGCAGUACAAGCACUGGGAAUUCAGAGGGUGGGAGUCUGUGGUGUAGCCUUCACUCGACCAGCCUAGGGCAUGGUUUGUGAAGGAAAGAUACCAGACACCGAGGCUCACUUUUUCUCAUGACAAAAGCAAUUAUUUGUUUGUUUCCCUCUGCUCUGUUCCGUUUUUGUAAAAUUGGGAUUAUUUUUGACAUUUUCUUGUUGCCAACAGAGUCCAAAAUCCGACCGAAACAUUUCACCCAGUGCGUCACAGCUGAUGCAAAGCCCAAUACUUUUGCUGUCUAAGAAUAAUGUGGUUUAUAAGUUCUUUGACCAGUUUGGUCAUGUGUCUCUGAGAAUAUAUCUUUAAUCCCCCAGCUUUUGACAGUGCAUACCUGUUAGUCCCAGGAACAGCCAUGCUUUCCUGUAUUUACGCAGAUAUCAGUUUGUUAUAAGAGUUGCUUUUGUCUGACUUGCUGACCAAAAGAAAUCCUUCACCGCAGUGGAAAUGUAGACUCAUCAAUUUAACAGUUCUCAUAGGUUCAAAAAGUUAGGCAACUGGGAUGACAUCAGGAAUGACCUUUAGUUCCUGUGAUGCUACAGUAUCUCCCACAUUUUGACGCUGUUGUUCGUCAACAGCAUAGGUGUGGUUUAGUUGGAGGAGGAAAUAGUACGUUAGUCAUUUCUAAUUAAUUUGAGAAAGGAAAAGAGUGUUUUAGUGUAUUACACAUUUUCAAUUGAAUAAAUCUGUAACAUACCAUGCACAAUUAA